Molecule: messenger RNA, 1844 nt
Organism: Rosa rugosa (rugosa rose)
Lineage: Eukaryota; Viridiplantae; Streptophyta; Magnoliopsida; Rosales; Rosaceae
Product: mitogen-activated protein kinase homolog NTF3
Exons: 3
Coding region: 370-1488 (372 amino acids)
Biological process (GO): protein phosphorylation; intracellular signal transduction
Cellular component (GO): cytoplasm; nucleus
Molecular function (GO): MAP kinase activity; ATP binding
Source: RefSeq, a predicted model, not a curated record
AAAAAAUAAUCAUAAUGAAAACAAAAAUCCGCAUAAUUGUCAGUAGCUUCUUCUGGGUCUGAUCGCGACGAGAUAACGAAUCUGAAGCGCCUCCCCCUCCCCCUCUCUAUUUUUACAAUCCGAUCCCAAACCCAAACUUGGAAUUCCAAUUCACAAUUCGCAGAGCCCUCCGGCGCGGCGCACAAUUCUGGCGCGAAAUUGGUUUCAAACUAGGACUGGGUCAACCGUUCCGGCGAGGUACGAAAUUGAUUCAGAUUAAAGGUGUGUUGGAGGAGGGAUUCUGGAUUUGGAUUUGGUUUGACCGGAGAAGGAGUGAAAAGAAAAGAGAUAAGGAAAAUUGAUGGAUCGAGUUUAGGUUGAUAUAUGUGAAUGGCGACUCCGGUUGAGCCUCCGAAUGGGGUUAGAUCCCAAGGAAAGCAUUAUUUUUCAAUGUGGCAGACCUUGUUUGAGAUUGAUACCAAAUACGUGCCGAUAAAGCCGAUUGGGAGAGGAGCCUACGGCAUCGUGUGCUCUUCUGUGAACAGAGAGACCAACGAGAAAGUUGCGAUUAAGAAGAUCAACAAUGCCUUUGAGAACCGGAUUGAUGCGCUGAGGACUCUGCGAGAAUUGAAGCUGCUGCAGCAUCUCAGGCAUGAAAAUGUCAUUGCUUUGAAAGAUGUGAUGAUGCCGAUUCAGAGGAACAGCUUCAAGGAUGUGUAUUUGGUGUAUGAGCUCAUGGAUACGGAUCUCCAUCAGAUUAUUAAAUCGUCUCAGCCACUUUCGAAUGAUCAUUGCCAGUAUUUCCUGUUUCAGCUGCUUCGAGGCCUAAAGUAUCUCCAUUCUGCAAACAUUCUCCAUCGUGAUUUGAAGCCUGGCAAUCUUCUUAUCAACGCAAACUGUGACCUUAAGAUAUGUGAUUUUGGGCUAGCACGUACUAGCAAAGGGAAGGACCAGUUCAUGACCGAGUAUGUUGUCACUCGUUGGUAUAGGGCUCCAGAGCUCCUCCUGUGCUGCGAUAACUAUGGAACUUCCAUUGAUGUAUGGUCUGUUGGAUGCAUCUUUGCUGAGCUUCUUGGCCGUAAGCCUAUCUUCCCUGGGACAGAAUGUCUCAACCAACUUAAACUUAUAAUUAACAUCCUUGGCAGCCAGAGGGAGGAGGAUAUUGAAUUUAUAGACAAUCCAAAGGCGAAGAAGUACAUCAAGUCAUUGCCAUAUUCUCCUGGGACGCCCUUCUCCUGUCUUUACCCUGAUGCCCAUCCUUUGGCCAUUGAUCUACUACAGAAGAUGCUUGUUUUUGACCCAUCAAAGAGGAUCGGUGUCACUGAAGCACUCCAACACCCUUACAUGUCCCAAUUGUAUGAUCCCAAUGGUAACCCUCCCGCAGAGGUACCAAUUGAUCUUGACAUAGAUGAGGACUUGGGAGAAGAGAUGAUAAGGGAGAUGAUGUGGAGGGAAAUGCUUCAAUAUCAUCCUGAAGCUGUUACAAGCAAUGGUCAAGUGUAUUCCUAAACAUCUUGUUUCUAGCUUCGGCAAAGAGGCCUUGGAAGCUGUUUUUGGUGUGAAUACGAAAGGUUAAAAUCUUUGUUAUCGUUUCAGCUAGCUUCAUUUAUCGUUUCCCUCCUAAUAAUCUUGAAGCAGCAUGCAUCAGUGGGUUUCGUCUCCUCGGAUAGCUUGCUUAUAAGUUAUAAGCUACGGUGAGCCUCAGCCCUGCAUGUAGGCGGUUGUUUAAGUUUUGUAUAUAGGUCUGUUGUUGUAUUCUAUGUAUCUGGGAGUUAUUUCCGUUUGUAAUUAGAGAACCACGAAGAUACUAUUUUUAAUUUUGUUCACCUAAAUUUUGUAUGGUGGAACUGCACUUUUACCAUCGA